AUGAAUCGUCUUCUUCAACAAGCGGUGUGCCGUGCGAACGUUGCGGUUCGCGCUUCAUCAAACGUCACUGUCGCUCCACCAAAUCCAAAUCAAAUUACUAAGGGCAACGCAAAAUUCGACAAAGUUACACAUACCGGACAAGCUUGGGAUCAAGCUGACUACCGCCUUCAAAGAUUCGACAUCUCCGAGAAGCAAGUGAAUCCAAAUGUCGCCAUGCACCUUAUUGCCCAAAGACCACCACAGGAUUGUGGAGAUAAGAGCGUUGUCUACUGCGACGGCGGACAUCCGGCACUCGGACAUCCAAAAGUUUAUAUCAACUUGGAUAAGCCAGGAGUUCACGCGUGCGGCUACUGCGGAAAUCAAUUCUACAACUCGCACGUCACCCACGGCGAAAACAUGCAAAUCAAACAUCUCAACUGCUAA
This is a messenger RNA of Caenorhabditis bovis, 423 nucleotides long. The record is from the annotation of a GenBank genome assembly. NCBI's taxonomy places the organism in Eukaryota, Metazoa, Nematoda, Chromadorea, Rhabditida, Rhabditidae.